AUGGCAGACAAUUUCAAUGAUGCUUAUUUCAGCAUUGACCAAAUACUCAACGAUGAAGGCAACAUGGAAGACCAAUAUGCAAGCAAUGAAGGAACUCACAACAAUCAACACAGUCAACAACAACAAGAAACAAAUGGCAAUCCCAUAGCCAAGAAAGUGCUGACUGUAUCCCAAAAGAGACAGAUUGUUGAUGAUUUUUUAUUACAACAUCAGUGUGGGGAAAUACCAAGAGGAUUUUUAACAAAGCAAGCAAUCAAGUUUCAGGUACACAGGUCAACUAUUCACAGACUAAUCAAAGACAUUAAGACACAAAUGGCAGUGGGGAAUGUGAUAGAUGUCAGAAGCAAGAAGUUGGGCAAAACUGGACCCAAACCAACAGAAUACACAGAUGAGUUCCUGCAAUCAGCCCCAUUGUACAAGAGGGUGACUGAGAGAAGCUAUGGAGCAGCUCUCAAAAUAUCACAUGUCACCAUCCACAAGUUAAAGAAAAAAGGAAGACUCAGAACACAUACAAGCACAAAUCGCCCUGCACUGACAUCCAACCACAAGAUAACAAGACUGAAAUGGGUGUUAAGUCAUCUACUGCCAGCUGAAGAUAAUAGGGACCCACAGUUUCUGGAUAUGCAGCAAGUAGUGCAUAUUGAUGAAAAAUGGUUCUACUUGAACCCAGACACCAGGAGGUUCUACCUCCUGCCCAAUGAGCCUAACCCAUACAUGUGCCAACAAUCCAAAAGGUUCAAGGUAAAAGCAAUGUUUAUGGCUGCCAUUGGGAAGCCAAUUUUUGACCCCCAAGGAAAUGUCUUGCAUGAUGGAAAAUAUGGAAUUUUUCCAUUUGUGUAUGAAACCACAACAAAGAAAAAAAGCAAAAACAGGGAGGCAGGUGUUGUGGAAACAAAGGCAAUACAAAAUGUCAACAAAGAGGCAAUCAGGGCAAUGUUGCUGGAAAAAGUGAUUCCUGGCAUCAAACAGAAAUGGCCAUCCCAUCUGUCCAAGGACAUAUGGAUUCAAUGGGAUAAUGCAAGACCCCAUCAAAUUCCCAGGGAUGAGGAAUUUAAUGCAGCUUGUCAGUCAGAUGGUUUCAAUAUCCAAUUCAUUUACCAGCCAGCUCAGUCCCCUGACCUUAAUGUGCUAGAUUUGGGGUUGUUUAAUGUCAUUCAAUCCAUACAAUACCAAUCAUUUCCUAAGAACUUAAUGGAACUCAUUGAGAAAGUGAAAGAGGCUUAUGACUUGUUUAAUCCUAUUUCAAACAAGCAUUGUUGGAUAACAUUGCAAUGUUGCAUGGAAGAAAUACUCAAACAUCUUGGGGGGAAUCAUUUUACCCCUCCACACAAAGGCAAGAAAAGGCUGGAAAGAAUAGGCAUGUUGCCAGAAAUACUACAUGUGGACAGGACUUUGGUUCAUCAAGCUGUUGAUCACCUCAACAGUAUGUUCAUAGAAAUAGGUCAAGGCAAUUACAAUGAUGAAGGAAUGGAAGUUGAUGCAGACUGA
Molecule: messenger RNA, 1488 nt
Organism: Chenopodium quinoa (quinoa)
Lineage: Eukaryota; Viridiplantae; Streptophyta; Magnoliopsida; Caryophyllales; Amaranthaceae
Exons: 1
Coding region: 1-1488 (495 amino acids)
Molecular function (GO): nucleic acid binding
Source: RefSeq, a predicted model, not a curated record